AUGUCCCACAUCUGUGCUGAACCCAGUGUUUUUCUCGUGCAACAAGCAGCAUUUGAUCUGCUUUAUGACGCCUUUGCUCACGAUGAGUGGAGACACCUCACUUUGCGCAUGAUUCGAACCAGACUCGAAAAUCGUCUACGUCUUCCUCGCAAUACUCUCUCACGGAAGAUAUAUAAAUUGCAUAUCAAGUCCAUUGUUAUCGAUUUUUUGAUCUUGAAUGUACAAGCCAUACAAGCCAACAGUAGCGGAACGAGAUUUGCCCUUACUAGUGGUGGCGUACAUCCUGGAGUGAAGCACCUUCUGAAAGAAGGGAUGUUUGCGCGGUGUCAUAGAGUGGUCACACAAAUCUUAUCCAGAGUCAAACACUUGAACCGUCGUCCGACUCGAAUACAGUCAUCCACAAACCCCGAUCCAUUCGAGGUUGUCUCAGCGGUUGUCGAUAGCUGCAGGCCAAACGCGCCAUUGAAGCUAUACACCCUCUGGAUCGGUGACCAUGUCGCAUCGGCCGCGUGCGAGCGCCUCGCUCGCUCGAGCGGAGUCACAGUAGUUAAUCAACCGUUCGAGGAUAAAACUCCACUCCUUCAUACUUUGGCUGCACAAGAACUCAUUAAGCACCUGGAAGAGGGUAGAAUACCACUUUUAAGGCCUGUGGCGCCUACCAUGAAUGAGGAAGUUCGAGAGAUGGCAAUUGUCCAAUUAGGACUCGAGUACCAGCUUGCGAGCCAGUACACAUCCUUUGUUACCAUAGAGCCCCGGCGUGAGAUGGAAAGGAGGAGGCUACACUGGACGGCGUCAGUAGAAGGCUCUCCGCGGCAGCAUUAUAAUGCAUUCCCACCUAGCAUCACGAAUGACGCUCCUGAAGAUUAUGUUUCCACCUCUUCCAAACCGGGCAAAGUUAGCUCAGCUCCUGCAAUCAAUGAUGCGGUAACUGAUAACGGGCAAUGCGUCAUCUGGAGCGAAGGCUUGAACGGUGACAACAUCACCCAUGCGAUAUCUCCACAAGCCAUUGCGAGUCAUCAAGAUGGGCCCGUAACGCCCUCCAGCUACGAGUUCAUGCUACGUCUGGGAUGA
Molecule: messenger RNA, 1071 nt
Organism: Suillus fuscotomentosus
Lineage: Eukaryota; Fungi; Basidiomycota; Agaricomycetes; Boletales; Suillaceae
Exons: 6
Coding region: 1-1071 (356 amino acids)
Source: RefSeq, a predicted model, not a curated record